AUGCAUCGUUUCAUUCUGUUUGCAAUUUUGAUUCCGACCACAAUUUUCGCACUUCAAUGUUAUAAUCGAGAAACGGAUGUCGUUGAUAAAAAGGCCACAAAAGGCGAAUUGACAAUUCAAAAUUGUACAGAUGAGAUUUUUUGCGUCAGUUACAUUCAAGAUGGAGAAGAUGUUAAGUUGACAAUGUUGGAGUGCGCGAACAAUUCGCGAGGACUGGAUGAUGACGCAGCUUGCACGAAAGUUGAGACACGAACACGGCAAGAGGGUGGAAUCACCCACACGACGAAUUGCUGUCAAACCGAUCUCUGCAACUAUUUGAAUCUCUCUUCUACGCAAAAAUUUUCACUGUUUCUUUGCUUUUUGAGCAUUUUCGUUGUGUUCAAA
Molecule: messenger RNA, 384 nt
Organism: Mesorhabditis belari
Lineage: Eukaryota; Metazoa; Nematoda; Chromadorea; Rhabditida; Rhabditidae
Source: the annotation of a GenBank genome assembly